This is a messenger RNA of Panicum virgatum (switchgrass), 3010 nucleotides long. Its product is annotated as villin-4-like. Bases 1 to 2898 code for a protein of 965 amino acids. NCBI's taxonomy places the organism in Eukaryota, Viridiplantae, Streptophyta, Magnoliopsida, Poales, Poaceae. The transcript is spliced from 22 exons. The record is from RefSeq and is a predicted model, not a curated record. Gene Ontology annotation, molecular function: actin filament binding. Gene Ontology annotation, biological process: actin filament severing; cytoskeleton organization.
AUGUCAGUGUCUAUGAAGGAUUUGGACCCGGCCUUCCGUGGGGCUGGGCAAAAGGAUGGCCUGGAGGUAUGGCGUAUUGAGAAUUUUAAGCCAGUUCCAGUGCCAACAUCUACUCAUGGAAAAUUUUACAUGGGUGAUUCAUAUAUCAUCUUGAAGACAACAGCAUUAAAGAAUGGUUCCUUUCGCCAUGACAUCCAUUAUUGGCUAGGUAAAGACACUAGUCAGGAUGAGGCUGGAACUGCUGCAAUUUUAACUGUGGAGCUUGAUGCUGCGCUUGGAGGACGUGCUGUCCAGUAUCGGGAAUUGCAAGGCAAUGAAACUGAAAAGCUUCUCUCAUAUUUUAGGCCUUGCAUCAUGCCACAGCCAGGAUGUGUAGCUUCUGGGUUCAACCAUGUAGAAGUCAAUGAGCAGGAGCAUUUUACCCGCUUAUAUGUGUGCAAAGGAAAGCAUGUAGUCCAUGUUAAAGAGGUUCCUUUUGCUCGCUCAUCCCUUAAUCAUGAGGACAUAUUUAUUUUGGAUACCAAGUCCAAAAUUUUCCAGUUCAAUGGUUCCAACUCUUGCAUUCAAGAGAGAGCAAAAGCUCUUGAAGUUGUGCAGUAUAUCAAAGAUACUUUCCAUGAGGGAAAAUGUGAAGUUGCAGCGGUUGAGGAUGGGAAAUUGAUGGCUGAUGCUGAAGCUGGUGAAUUUUGGGCUUUGUUUGGUGGCUUCGCUCCUCUUCCAAAGAAGUCACCUUCAGAGGAUAGUGGGGAAGAGAGUGAAAUUGUUGUCAAAUUGCUACGCGUUAACCAGGGAAAGUCGGAGCAAAUUAAUUUUGACUCCUUGGCGCGCGAGUUACUUGAGUCAAACAAAUGUUACUUGCUCGACUGUGGUGCUGAAAUGUAUGUUUGGAUGGGCAGAAAUACUUCUUUACAAGAAAGAAAGGGUGCGAGUGAAGCUGCUGAGAAACUACUCAUUGAAGGUAGCCGAACAAAAUCACAUGUUAUCAAAGUAAUUGAGGGAUUUGAAACAGUCAUGUUCAAGUCAAAGUUUGUUGAGUGGCCACCCACGCCUGAUUUGAAAUUAUCAUCUGAGGAUGGAAGAGGCAAAGUUGCAGCUCUCCUCAAAAGUCAAGGAUUAGAUGUUAAAGGCUUGAUGAAAUCUGCACCUGUGAAAGAAGAAGAAGAACCAGUGCCUUAUAUUGAUUGCACAGGCCAUUUACAGGUCUGGCGUGUAAAUGCAAAUGAAAAGACUCUUCUAUCAACCCCUGAUCAAUCAAAAUUUUACACUGGAGAUUGCUACAUUUUUCAAUACACAUAUUCUGGAGAUGACAAGGAGGAAUGUCUUUUUGGGACUUGGUUUGGGAAGAAGAGUGUUGAGGUGGAGAGGGCAUCAGCAAUUUCUCUGGCUAGCAAGAUGGUUCAGGCUGCAAAGUUCCAGGCUGUCCAGGCUCGCAUUUAUGAAGGGAGAGAACCAAUUCAGUUCUUUGUCAUAUUUCAGAGUCUUCAAGUGUUCAAGGGUGGCCUUAGCUCUGGAUACAAGAACUUCAUUGCUGAAAACGGUGAUGCGGAUGACACUUACUCUGAUGGCGGGAUUGCACUGUUCCGAAUUCAGGGCUCAGGAUCAGAAAACAUGCAAGCACUUCAAGUAGAUGCAACGGCUUCCUCCUUAAACUCGUCCUAUUGUUACAUUCUACACAAUGGAAACAAUGUGUUCACAUGGACUGGCAGCCUUACGACCUCACUGGAUCAUGACUUGGUUGAGAGGCAGCUAGAUGUAAUUAAGCCAGAUCUGCCUUCCAGGUCACAAAAGGAGGGGAGAGAAACCGACCAAUUCUGGGAACUACUGGGUGGUAAAUCCAAGUAUACGAACCAAAAAGUAGGAAGAGAGCAUGAAAGUGACCCUCAUCUUUUCUCAUGCAUCAUAUCCAAAGGAAAUAUAAAGGUCAAAGAAAUACACCACUUUACUCAGGAUGAUCUGAUGACAGAGGAUGUUUUCGUUCUUGAUUGUCACUCGGACAUAUUUGUUUGGGUUGGCCAGGAGGUAGAUGCCAAAGUAAAAUCACAAGCUAUGGAUAUUGGAGAGAAAUUUCUUGUUCUUGAUUACCUUAUGGAAAAACUUUCACGAGAGACUCCAAUAUUCACUGUGUCAGAAGGCAGUGAGCCACAAUUUUUUACUAGGUUCUUCAACUGGGAUUCGGCAAAAUCUUUGAUGCAUGGUAGUUCAUACCAGAGGAAGCUUGCCGUCCUCAAGGGUAGAGCACCUCCAUCACUGAAUAAACCAAAGCGACGAACACCUGCAUUUACAGGAAGAAGCUCGGGACAAGAUAAAUCUCAGCGCUCGAGAAGCAUGUCCACCAGCCCGGACCGUCCGCGUGUUCGCGGAAGGUCUCCAGCCUUCAAUGUGUUAACUUCAGCCUUUGAGAACCCAAGCAAUACCAGGAAUCUUUCCACCCCUCCUCCUGCUAUCAGAAAGUUGUUCCCGAAAUCUGGCGAAUCAAAGGUGUCACCCAAAAAGUCAGCUAUCAGUUCUCUCACCAGUUCUUUUGAAGUUCCCAUGAGAAGUACAAUACCAAAGUCAGUAAAAGGUACAGAGAAUACUACUCUUUGGUUUCCAAUUCUGCCAGAUCAUGGAAGAUCAAAUGUUCAGUACUUUACCCUUGCUAUACGGGAGGAAUGCGCCACAGGUGACGGUGAUGUGGGCGAAAAUGAGACAGAAGAUGAUGAAGGGCGUACUAUCUACCCGUAUGAACGUCUGACGACCAGAGCUGAAGAUCCUGUCCCUGACAUAGACGUGACCAAGCGAGAGUCCUACUUAUCAUCAGCCGAGUUCAGAGAGAAGUUCAGCAUGACGAGGGCGGCGUUCUACAAGCUUCCUAAGUGGAAGCAGAAUAAACUGAAGUCUGGUGUUCAGCUCUUUUAGCCUGCCCGAGGUCAAGACAGCAGCCUUUUGUGAGGACCAAGGACACCAGUUUUUGUUUUGAGUUCUUGUAUUCCCUAGUUAGAGCUUUUUUUCCUUUUAUUUUCGUUUUUUA